Molecule: messenger RNA, 2396 nt
Organism: Acanthoscelides obtectus
Lineage: Eukaryota; Metazoa; Arthropoda; Insecta; Coleoptera; Chrysomelidae
Source: the annotation of a GenBank genome assembly
CUAACAUUGACGUUGACGGUUGGGCAAUUUUGACAAACAGCUGAUUGCCUGAUACUGAUCCAAUCCAAUGUACUGAUCAUAAAGCGUUUAUCAUAUAAAAAAGGUAUCAAUCCUGAACACAUUCGACACAUUCGUAUGUUGUUCAAUUGCCAGUAAUUUUGCCAUUUUCCCAAUAUCUAGAGGCGAUUAAAAAUGAGUUCAGGUUUUAUCACAGAGUCUGAAGCAGCUGAUAUUAGGAAACGAAGACAGGAGGAAUGGGAACGAGUCCGUAAAGCUGACGAUCCUAUAGAAAGACCAGAGGAGCCCUAUGAUCCGAGAAGCCUUUAUGAAAGACUGCAGGAGCAGAAGCAAAAGCGAGAAUUGGAAUAUGAAGAAUCACACAAACUCAAGAAUAUGAUAAAAGGUCUAGAUGAUGAUGAAAUAGAAUUUCUAGAUCUAGUUGAUCGCACAAAAUUAGCAGCAGACCGUAAAAAGGAGUUGGAAGAGGAAGUUGAGCUGAGCGAUUACAGAAAUCGUGUAGCAGUUUUACAAGAGAAGUCUAUUGAGGAAAGACUACAGGCAGAGAUUGUGGUUAGCAAGGUCAAAUCUUUGACUGGCGCACACAACUCUCAGCAAAAGUUAUUAAAAGGAGUGGUUGUUAGAAAAACUGAAGGUCAGAAACGAAAAAUGAGUGGUGAAGAAGAAAUGACUGGUCAGAAAAGAAAACUGUCUGAUGUGGAGCAGAAUUCUUCAUCAGUUACUAAACAGGAGGAUAAAACACAUGGAAAAGGAGACAGCAAGGUUGUUAUUUCACAAGGAUCUGUUCUGGUGCCUCAGUCAGGAAUGAAAUGUGUUGCAAUCUUACCUGGACUAUCAUGCUAUGGAGAUUCAUCUUCAGAAAACAGUUCAGACUCUGAAGUUGAAAGUACGCCUGUUGCUAAAGUAGAUUUGUUAGGAAGAAAUAUUGUCAAGGAAGCAGCAAAGCAGUGAUAUUAAUGAAAUUAUUGGUUUUGUUUUAUUAAAUUUGGGUCAUCUAAAUAUUGAAGCUUGUAAUUAAAAUAUAUCGGUGGGAUAUUUAUCAUGGGGCUUUUGAAGUUUCCUAAAGUAAGGUGCCCCUUUUUCUUUGAGCCAGUUUGAUGAAGAGAUUUUUUUUAUUUAUGUAUAUGGAGUCUAAAUGUUAUGUUUUAACUUGCAUAGGGUACCUAAACUUAGACUGACUGUUACUGAAUCUUAUAGGACUGCCGGUAGAUGUAAUAAUUUUGAUUUUGACUUUUUACAUAAAACCAGGAACAAACUUUAUAUACAAGCUCAAUUUUAUUUCACUAUCCACAUAUAAGAAAAUUGAUUAUAACAGCCAUUAGUGCUUUCUUUUCUCGUAGGAAUAUUAUAUAUUUGUCUUUGCAUUACUGGAUCUAUCUCCCAUAUUGCUAAAUUUCACUUCACUUUAUGAAGGGAUAUUGGUUUCCCAGGCACACUGGGGUAAUGGGGGGAAGAAAUGGAUUUUCGUCGACAUUGCAGACCAACAAGAUUCUUUUGGACAUUUUCCUCCAGUGCCUCAAGGCAGGAUUUCUACUUUAAUCAUCUUUAGAUACAACCAAAUGAAACCUGAUACAUUGGGGUAAUUUGGAAUGAUGACUUCUAAUGUUAUUGACACUGUAAUCUUGCUAAGAUCUAAUUGGAACAGGGAAAUGGGACUCUUAAGAUCCCCUACCAAUCCCAGUAAUCUACGCACCCGAUUUGGGAUCCUGAUUCCAUAUAUGAUCGUCAAAAAGAGCUAAAGUAUUGGCUCUAUUUGGGGUGGAUAAAUCUUGGCGAAAAAAUGACAUCGGAUUCGUGAUCUAGCCACUCGAUUUAUCCAGAAGCAGCGGGUUCGAAUCCCAUCCCAAGAGAAUUUUUCUCGUCGCUGUGAUUGGAUGGUGGACGGUCUCUGACUGUCGAACGCGGAGGUACUACCCGGCGGAUAUCUAAGGCGGGCCAGAAUGUGUGCAGGUUGCAUCCACACCUUUUCCCUCGCUAAAGUGCUUGUGGCAUCCCCCCUUUUCCCUGUAUAGUUAUGGUCGAGAUUGCUUAUAUACUGAGUGACCAAAUGAGGUAAACACCUACGUAUGUUUUUCCGAUUUCAAUAAUUUUUGGCAUAUAUGUUUUGUGUCCCUUACUAGUAAAAUGAUUAAAUUUUCAGCUUGAUUCGUCAACUGACAGAAGCUGGUUCAAUAAUGUGUUCAGGAACCACGAUUUCUUAUACACUCAUUGACACGCCUGGGCUGCUAAAGUCUGUGGAGAGAGUUGCAAAUUAAAGAGCCUGCGACCCAUCAUGUCCUAGACAUGUUCAAUUGGAGAUAGGUCAGGCGAUCGUGGCGGCCAAGGUAAACGGUUGAUGCGAUGUUGAUCCAUGAAGGCCAACAAUGCUCUGACAUGUG